This is a messenger RNA of Hirundo rustica (Barn swallow), 357 nucleotides long. RefSeq names its product protein S100-A15A-like. Lineage: Eukaryota; Metazoa; Chordata; Aves; Passeriformes; Hirundinidae. Gene Ontology annotation, molecular function: calcium ion binding. The record is from RefSeq and is a predicted model, not a curated record. The transcript has 2 exons. Bases 1 to 357 code for a protein of 118 amino acids.
AUGUCCUCCAGCGCCCACAGCCACGCCGGCAGCCGGCAGUUCCCGGGGAAUUGCACCCUGGAGAGGGCCCUGCAGACCGUGGUGGACGUUUUCCACCAGUACAGCAUCCGCCAGGGCGAGAUCGACCUGCUCAGCCUCGGCGACUUCACCACGCUGCUGAAGGAGCAGGCGCCGUCCUUCCUGGGGACCUGCGACAGGAACCAGGCGGGAUACUUGGAGAAGCUCUUCCAAGAGACGGACCUGAACAAGGACACGGAGCUGAGCUUCGAGGAGUUCACCAUCGUGCUGAGCAAGGUGGCCGACGACGCCCACCGCAUCAGCCACGGCUCCGAGCGCUGCGGGCCGGACCAGGACUGA